Messenger RNA from Urocitellus parryii (Arctic ground squirrel), 5709 nucleotides. It is a transcript of the gene Ttc6, whose product is annotated as tetratricopeptide repeat domain 6. NCBI's taxonomy places the organism in Eukaryota, Metazoa, Chordata, Mammalia, Rodentia, Sciuridae. Gene Ontology annotation, molecular function: protein binding. The record is from RefSeq and is a predicted model, not a curated record.
GGUUCAAAGGUCAAAUUUGUCAAGAUGUCCACCUUCAAAAAGCACUUUGGACUGAAAUCCAGAGAAGAAUCCCUCCUGUUUAAAGAGCUGGAGAAGGUUCGCCAGGAGGCUAAAAAGGACUUUCUCAAAUUCAAGCAGAAGUUGGCGUCUAACCUGAUUCCAAAUGAAGGACUAGACCACCACCGCCGUCCGGCCCGCCCUGGGGAGAAGAGGAGCGAAGGUUCCUUCACGGCUCUCCGAACCCUUUCCAAAGGGUCCCCUCCCGCCAAAGUCCCUGCGACGGCUGCUGGGGUCUUCCUGCAGGAGGCGCUCCAAGGGAUAGCGCGCCCCUCGAGCCCGAGCGAGGCUUUCGCUGUGCGAAAGACCAGACCAUUUCGUCCCCAGGAAUUUUACUUGCGGAGCUCCGCGUUCCUGCGGUACAGGAUCCAGAAGAUACCGCCGAUCAUCACUCCGGACGUCGGCACUUCUAAACCUGUGGUCCUGCGGCCGCUGCCCUCGUCCCUGGGCAAGUCAAGAGCGCGCCUGAGUCCCGGGAGCCCGCGGGCCGCAGCGGCCAGGCGGGUCGUCGACCUGGCAGAGGAGCAAGAAGCAAACCAGGAGAUAACUCAGUUCUCAGAGGCCCAGAGAGCCAAAGACAGGAAGACCAGCUCCAUUUCCAGCGAGGACAGCGACUGGGAGGCGGGCUGGUGGCGGAGGAGAGUAAAGGUUCGCGCUCACUUCAUGAGCCAGGGCUCAGUCCCCAGGGGGUCGGAGRCAGACGGGUCCAUUUCCAAAGCAGUGUGGGAGAGUGGCCUGCUUAGGGAUGUGCAGGAGGUCGCCCAGCCUGAGCUGCUGCCCACCAGAGUGAUCCCCAGAACCAUCGAGGAGGUCAUCACCUCGCUGCAGUCSGAGGCCCAGCUGGCCUCUGACCAGAUCAUCAGAGAGCUCAUACAGAGCAUCCUGGGCCAGAACUACGACAUAAAACUGGAAGAUAUUUCUUUAAUGGGAAAACUGGGCCCCAAAAUCACUGAGCUGGAAGCAGAAGCACCUCGGACAGAAGAAGAAACACCUCAGAUGGAGGCRGAAUCAUCUCAGAUGGAGACAGAACAAGAGUUACACAGCAGUGUUGAGGAACCUCAAGUGCCAAUGUUUGAGGAGCCCUUGCAAGAUGUGUCAAGUAUUUUCCAGAUUGAACAGGAAGCUAUACCAGAAUGGGAAGGCUCAGAAACGGGAAGCAUGUUAUUUGGAGCACAGGAUAUGUCACAAAUACAGAAAGCAGAGCCAUCAAGUAAACCUCUGCAAGGUAGACAGCCUCCAGGAAAAUCAAAAGUCCGCAAGCAGUUGAAAUCAGGACAACUCUUGCAAAUCAGAGGAAAAGAAGUUAAGAGAAAACCAAAAAGUAAACCAAGAAUUCCAGCAUGGAGAUUAGCAAAGUCUUUAAAAUACCGUCGUGAUAAAAACCUACCUAAAAAAAUUCUACAAGCCCCUUCCAUUCCUCACAUGCAUGAUCUGUGCACCACCAUCCCAGGCCGACAGCUGCCCAUCGACUUGCACCUGGCCUCUCGCGUGUACCACACUGUCAGCAAGAAGGGCCACCGUACCCUAGUUGAAUUUUUUGGAUCAUGUUUCUUAGACGAUCACUUUCUAGACACAGAAAAAGAUAAAAUACUGUAUGGAAUUCCUGUUAAGAGAGAAAACGAAGACUAUGCCUGUGUCCCUCUGGUGCCACCAGGGACACCUUCUGAAUUGGCACAAGGAACUAUGCAAUAUGUUCACAACCUGCAACUCUCAGGAGAGGAGACAUCUGCUUAUCCAGAAAUUACAAAGAUGUUUUGGAAUCCCACUGCACCCAAAUUCUCAGUUCCAGAAUGUGUCAUGAGGGACAUUGUAUAUCCAAAAUAUGAGAGUGUUCAAAGAAGCAGAAUUUUAACUGAGAAAAUUUUGUCUGAAAGCAAGGAAAGAAUCAGUCUAAGUGGUUACAGAAGAAUGAGCUUUAAGGUUUUCUUACUAAAAAAAUCUGCAUCAUUUGAAAAUAUUAAAACAUGUUUCAGUACACAGUCUGCACAAUUGAAGAGAGCAAAAUCUGCAGUUGAAUUGAGAAAGGAGUUCACCACCAAAUCAUUAGAACUAAAGGAUGAUAUUCAAAGCAACCUGAGACUGUUGAUGUACCAGAAAAGAAGGGCGUUGGAGCUCCAGUUUGCUGAGCAAAAGAAGGCCCAGGCCCCUUUCAUCAGAGCACAUAUUACUGAGCUCCUAGAGAGCAUUCCGGAUAACAGCACUUUUGAAGACAUCUCUCUGUCUCUCAUUGAAGCAUCGAAAAAAGCUGGCAUUACUUACAUUGUUUUUCCCAAGAGAAAGAUGAUGAAAUGGAAGAAAAGCCUGAAAUCGAAUAAACUUACGACUGUGUAUAAAGAGUUAUCCAAGCCUCCAAAACCAAUUCAAAGAUCAUUAUCUCAUGGAAUACUUCCUGGAGAAAGGAAAUGUUUUCUCAAAGUUCCAUUAUAUGAACAUCAAGUACGGUGUCCCAGCUUACCUUUGAAGUUAGAUUUUGAUAAAUUUGUGGAAAGUAGGGGAGGAAUACCAAGGAAUACUAAUCCUCGGAUGUGGGCUGCUGAAAUAUUCAUUAAAGAUAAGAUUCCGAAAGUGCCCCCACCAGUAGUGAAAACUUCUGUUGAAAAGGAGAUUUCUGAAAAAGUUGAAGAACCACCAAAACUAGAAUUAAGUGAUUUUUUGGGGUGUGAUCUUCCACCAGAAGUCAUUGAGCAUUAUAAAUCUGAAGUGAAAACCUUGACUCAACAAAUAAAUAAUAAGAUACUUCCUGAAGUUGCAUAUUGCAGGCGUGGAGCUAUUUAUAGGCAUCUGGGAAAGUUACAGAGUGCCAUGAAUGAUUUACAGGAAGCUAUGAUUUUGGAGCCAAUGCUUCUCAAUGCCUAUUGGCACCGACAUUUCAUUUAUCUUUUCCAAGACAGAAUUAAUGAUGCUUUGGAUGACUUGAAUUAUAUAAGUAAAUAUAAUAAAAAUAAUGCAGAGGCAUAUUUGUCAAAGGCAGAAAUUUUCAAGAACAAAGAAAACACUGCUUUGGCAAUUCUAAAUUAUACCCUGGCAAUUAAGUGCAGGCCCACAGAAGCUGAUAGCUAUUUCAGGAGGGGUGAGAUGCAUGAAAAAGCAAACAGAGUACUGGCCAUUGAUGACUAUUCUAAAUGUAUUUUUUAUGAUCCCCAAAGAGUAGAUGCAUUAUUGAAACGUGGGAUGUUUUUCUAUGAAAAUGAAAAUUGGACUUCAGCCAUACAGGAUUUUACAGCUUUGUUAAAUAUAGAACCCAAAAAUUUGCRAGCAAGGAUACAUCGAGCAAGAGCAUAUUUUAAAAGGAGUUUUUAUAAACAAGCAAUUCAGGACUUUUCUAUUGCUAUUCACUUAGAUCCUAAUAACUGGUUGUCAUUCUAUUAUCGAGCUUGCUUAUUUAGAAAGACUAACCCUCGUAAAGCACUACAGGAUUAUAGCAUUUCAGUUCUCCUAAAUGACGGCUAUGAGAAUUUUAGUUGUUUUCUACAUCGGGGCAUAGUCUAUGUAAAUCUAAAACUUUGGUGGCUGGCAAUUUAUGACUUUGAAGCUGUUAUUUCUCUAGAAAGAACUGUUACUUUGGCUUACAUAAACAUUGGCCUCAUAUAUCUGCUACACCUGGAAAACUACAAUGAAGCUAUUUGUUGGUUUUCUGAGGCUAUUAAAAUUGAUCCUUCGUGUAUUCAAAGCUAUAUUUGUAGAGCAGAAGCCUAUUAUAAGCUGCAUAAAUUGAAAAGGGCAGUCAAGGAGUUAUCUCGUGCCAUCCACUUUCAGCCAGAUGGAGUCCAAUUAUAUAUAAUGAGAGGACAAUAUCUUCUUAUGAUGAAGUGUUAUGAUCUGGCAAAGUUCACUAUUUAUCAAGUAGCAGAAAUGAACCGUGGUCUCAUUGAGUUGAACCCAAUACAACAAGCAAUCAUUUAUUCAUUUUGUGAAAACCAUGAGAAGGCCAUUCAGGUCUUGGAGGAGAGCUUGUGGAGUAAGCCAGAAGUAAUCAUGUUUAUCAUAGCAAAAACACUAAUGAAGGCCAAGAAAUUCAAGGAAGCUCUGAGAAUGCUUAAGAAGGCAAUGGAAAUCUGUUCUUGUUCUCUCAAAGGACAAAAUGCUGCAGCUUUUUCAUCAGAGUGUCUGUAUAACUUGGGUCUUUGUUACAUAGAAGAAAACAACUUCCAAAUGGCUUUUGAUUCUUUUACAAAAGCUGUGAAAGMAAAUCCUGAUUUUGCAGAAGCUUUUUAUCAACGAGGGUUUUGUAAAGUAAAACUCCACAAGGAAAGCUCAGUUCUGGACUUCAAUCGUGCAAUUACGAUCAAUCCGAAACACUACCAGGCAUACUUAGGCCGAGUAGCCUACUAUGGUUUAAAAGGCAGAUUCUCCAAAGCAAUUUUGAACUGUAAUGAGGCAAUCAGUAUUUAUCCUGAGAGUGUGCGCGCCUAUGUCUGCAGAGGAGCUCUGAAAUACUACAGCGGGAAUUACAGGCUAGCUAUUGAAGAUUUAACUACAGCUAUCAACAUGGACAGAAAGUGUUAUGUAGCAUUUUAUAACAGAGCAUUAUGUUAUAUCAAGACAAAUGAACUUCAAAUGGCCUUAGCAGAUUAUGGAAUUGUGCUGCUGCUUGAAGCUGUAGAAAGUAUAAUCUUAAAUACUCUCAUUAAUCGUGGAAUCGUCUAUGCUGAUCAAGAGCAGUAUGGCUUUGCCUUAGAGGAUUUUAAACAAGCUGCGCUGAUAAGCCAGACCAACGUGAGUCUUUGUCAUGCUACCGCCAUGUGCCACCACAGAAUUAAAGAGUAUGAAGAUGCUGUCAGUUUCUUCACCUGGGCUCUUAAACUUAACCCAAAUUUUCUGGAUGCUCUUGUUGGUCGGGGGAAUUCCUACAUGGAAUAUGGAAAUGAUGAAGCUACCAAGCAAGCACAGAAGGAUUUUCUGAAAGCAUUGCAUUUUAAUCCAUCAUKUAUAAAAGCCAGAAUUAGUCUAUGCUAUAAUUUGCAGGCCCAAGGAAAAUUCCAGAAAGCUUGGAACCAUUUUACUAUUGCCAUAGAAAUUGAUCCAAAGAGCUACCUGGCCUAUGAAGGAAGAGCUGUGGUUUGUCUUCAGAUGGGUAAUAAUUUUGCUGCCAUGCAGGAUAUUAAUGCUGCCAUAAAGAUCAAUACCACAGCAGAGUUCAUAACAAAUCGUGGUGUGAUUCAUGAGUUUAUGGGCCAAAAACAGAAUGCAAUAAAAGACUACCAAGCAGCAAUUGCUUUAGACCCCAAGUACUCACUGGCUUACUUUAAUGCCGGAAAUAUCUACUUUCACCACAGGCAGUUUUCUCAGGCCAAUGACUACUUCUCAAAGGCUUUAAAGUUUGAUCCAGAAGAUGAUCAUGCUCUCAUGAAUCGAGCUAUCACAAAUACAAUAUUAAAUAAAUAUGAAGAAGCAGAAGAAGAUUUUGCUUGUGCAGUUGAACGUUGUCCAUUUUGGGCUGCAGUAUAUUUCAACAGAGCACAUUUAUACUGCUGUUUGGAGAAGUAUGAGCUAGCUGAGGAAGAAUUGAGUAAAGCUCUGUCUUUGAAGCCUAAUGACGCUCUAGCAUAUCACUUCAGAGCAAAAGUUCGUGGUAAAAUAGGUCUGAUUGAGCAAGCUAUGGCUGACUACAACCAAGCACUUGAUCUUGAAGACUGUGCCUUACAUACAUGA